AUGAGCGACGAGGAAAGCGGCAGCAACUACCAGGGCCCAGACCGAUUCCCCGGACUAGAGAAGGACCUGACCGGCUACCCCUACCCAUUCCCCGACCCCGAAUUAUGGCCUAAAGUUCCAGAAUCUAUUCCUCCAAAAUCCGCCUGGGGAAUGGCGGCGAUAAUCCUCCUUGUAAAUGCAGCUUAUGUCGCACUAGUAUUCGACAAAGAACCUAGAUUCGAGGAUGUCCAAGACAAGGGCCGAGAGAUCAUUGCUGCGAUAUCACAUGAGAUGCUCGCCACCCUAUAUCCAACGUUCUUAGAGACAGAAUGGAAGGUGGAACCCAAAACAGUAAAGAAAUUGGUAGAAGACUCAAUGGACUGUCAUGAGCGUCUUCGCACACAUGAUUUCGAACAGACGUGGGUAAUAUUAGGGUGGUAUGGGAGACAUGGCCAUUUUUUGGAGUUACUGAAUGAAAAGUAUCUUCAGGGGAAACCUCAAUUAACGAUUGAGAAAAUUAAGGACCGGGUCUACAAAGCCGAGACGAGUAUUCGCGAAGACGCUUGCCUCCAAAUGCAUCCCAUGGAUACUCUUCUCGAACUUGGCUUCGUCGACUCCCGCGACCAAGCGAGUGUGAGAUUCCUCCAGUCACACCAAAACUAUAAACCCUGGGAUAUACCAGACAAACCACAAUCUCUUAAACACAUGUUCGAACUCAUCCCUCCCUCUCUUCAUCUCACCUUGGCAACCUUCCGUAUGUGCAGCCCGGUUGGAAAAUGCCCCGUUAUCGGAGAAACUAAAAAGCUCGAUGUGGUAGCACCUCCUCACGACCUCUCCCAAGGCUCAGCAAAUUCCGAAAUUCUCCCGCCACUAUACUUCCAGAAACGCACUCGAAAGGAUAUAUUGGAAGUUCUCGUUUUGGUGGAGGUUACUGUUUUUCACUGGGUUUUGGAUGGUGCUAGUUCACAAAGCUUUUGUGGGGCAUGA
Molecule: messenger RNA, 966 nt
Organism: Hymenoscyphus albidus
Lineage: Eukaryota; Fungi; Ascomycota; Leotiomycetes; Helotiales; Helotiaceae
Source: the annotation of a GenBank genome assembly